ACGAGACACAAACCCUCAGCAACCAUGGCGUUACCCCUGCAAGCUGGCCUGACGCCAAUGGAGGUCGCCUUCCUCUGUGAAAUGGAAAUGGUUACUGUCGUUCCACGCCAACGCCUGGAACGCCUAAAUCUCCUCUCUGGCCCAACUCCCGCCCUCCGCCCACCGCACCGCGCUCCCUUGCCUCUCUGGCUCGCACUCCUCCUCAAGCGCCAACGAAGAGCCAACAUCCUCCCACCACCCUGGCUCCUCCCCUCUUCCCUCGAAAGAAUCCUAAAACACGAAACCGAGACCUCUCCCCUCGCUUUCUCGCCUCCACCACCACACCCUCACCCGAUAACCGCCCGAAUCUCACCAACAGAUCACAUCUCCCCACCAUUCCUCCCCUCGUCCACCGCCGAAGCACCGCCUGAUUACCUACCCUAUCACUGGCUUGAGCUCGGGGAGAUAUUACUGGAGGCAGCGAGUGAUGAUGUGCCUGAGCCUGAUCGGGUGAGAGGACUGUUGAGGGAUUUAAGAGAGGUGCGAAUGAGUAAGAUGAGAGGGUCGGUGAAGGUGCUUGAAGGGGAGGGAGGAGGGGUUAGUAAGAUGACGGGUGUUGGGGCGAUGGAGGUCGCGGAGGGGAGAGGCUUCAUCUUGGGGGUUCUCGAUGGGUUGAGGAGGCUGGGGAGUAGUAGGGAGGUGGCGAGAAGGGAGAGGGAGGAGGAAGAAGGGGGUGGGGAAGGGAGUGAGGAUGAGGCGAUGGGGUUCGAGUAAGAGUACAUAUUUGAAUGGCGUUUGGGGACGGAGCAUUGCGUGGGAACAAGGAUAUACCAUUGCCUUUUUGCUUUGGUGGAAACGGGCAGGGCUGGCGCUGCGAUGGAUGAUGCAGCGGCAUUGCAUAAAUCAUGGCCGGUAAAAGCAGAAGCAGAAUGACGGAACAGGACAAUCCCAAAUUCGAGCAUUUCCUGACUUUUGACCUCUCCUGACUCCUUCAACCCCAAGAAUAAAUUGUUGGGUAGUUUCCAGCCACUCCUCCACGCCUUUGAUUCUUGCCGUCAUCUUUCCUUCGC
Hyaloscypha bicolor E is the source of this 1049-nucleotide messenger RNA. Its product is annotated as GINS complex, PSF2 component. Gene Ontology annotation, cellular component: GINS complex; nucleus. The record is from RefSeq and is a predicted model, not a curated record. NCBI's taxonomy places the organism in Eukaryota, Fungi, Ascomycota, Leotiomycetes, Helotiales, Hyaloscyphaceae. The coding region runs from base 25 to 753 and encodes 242 amino acids. The transcript has 2 exons. Gene Ontology annotation, biological process: double-strand break repair via break-induced replication; DNA replication.